GUUAAUGGCCCACCUCCCAGCUGCUCCAGCUGAUCUCAYCUCCUUUCUCUGCUCGGUACUUCCCUGUGGCUUUGCUUUGGGGCCUUCGCUGUUCUGUGAGGGCUGUUUAGGGCUGUGGUGGGUCGGCCGCCCGCUGAAGGCUGGGACCCUGCUGGGAAGAGAGGGUGACUUGGAGGGGAACUCCAAGAAUCAUUUUGACCCGGGAUUGAUGGGGAUGUCAACAAAUCAGGCUCCUGUACAAAAAGCUACCUUUAUCAAAUUUGCCUGUCAGGCACGGUCCUCCGCCCAGCAGAACGUGUCCGUGCUGUGUGUGUGUGGUGAGGUGUGUGCGGCUGAAUGCGUGGAUGUGUGUCUGCGUGUGUGUCGGGACAUCCAGCCGGGAACAGAGCUGCUGUUGUACAAUGACACUGUGGGAAAAGGUCAGGCAACUGAUAAACCAGGCGACACCAUCAGGUGCACAGAAGACAAUCUGGAGAAGCUAAGAGAGCCAGAARUUGUAGUAACCAACAUAAUAAAUGUUCAAGAUCAAGAAAAUAAGGAGAACACUCAAGAGGAGGAGGAGGAACAACUAAAGACUCACAGUGACAUCAAGAGAAGUUGUUCGCCUGCACAGAGGAGGAGGAGGAGAGUCAAAAGCAUCCUGUUUGAACCGAGUCCUGAUAAUGAAAGCCAACUGGACGGUCUAAUACACGCACAGUCACACUCUGCAAACUCAGAUUCUCCUGGYCUCCCUGCUCUUCCUCAUGUACGCUUCAGCUCCCGUCUAGCUGCUAAACCACGACAGGUUCAUGGUCCGCCCAGUCGACAGAGACACUCUUCUGCUCAGUGCGAACCAUCCAAACAGCCUGAUGGACCGAUCAAAGAUUCUACAGAGUCCUCGAGCACGUCACGCACUGAUGAGUUGGGUUGUACUGCAGAGAGGGACCCUGGCUGGCAACCAGAGGUCAGAGAGAGGCGGUACGGCUGUUCCAGCUGUGAUAAAAAGUUCUACCAGAUCAGCCACUUGAAGAAACACCAGUUCAGUCACACAGAUGAGAAACCCUUCACCUGCCAGGACUGUGGGAAAAACUACACCUCUGCAGAAAGCUUCAGAGCCCAUCAGAUGAGUCAUCGCGGUGAGCGCCCAUUUUCCUGUCCUCACUGUGAGAAGACCUACGGCCUGAAGCGGGACCUGAAGGAGCACCUGGUCCUUCACACUGGAGAAAAACCUUACACCUGUGAGCACUGUAGCAAGUCCUUCGCUCGGCGCCCCUCCCUGCGCAUCCACCGCCUCCUUCACUGCAGCAGCGUGGUCCACACUCAGGCCCCAAAGGUGCAGUGUACAAUCUGCUCCAAGCUGCUGGCCAACCGCAAUUCCCUGAGGCUCCACAUGAAGCUUCAUACGGGGGAGAAGCCUCACAUAUGUCAGCACGAAACCUGGAGUGCCACCUGAGAAUUCACAGCGGAGAGAGGCCGUUUCCCUGCCCUAAAUGCAAACAGGCUUUCACCCAGAAACCAGAUCUCCAGCGACACAUGUUCUACCACACUGGAGGAGGGUUCCUCUGCAGCUACUGCGGCAAGUCUCUGAGGGACCCCCACAGUUUGAGAUACCAUGAGAGGCUGCACACUGGAGAGAGACACCAUCGCUGUUCGCUCUGUGGGAAAGGCUACACGUUGGCCACCAAACUGAGGAGACACAUCAAGUCAUCCCACCUGAAGGAGAAGCUCUACAGCUGCUCCUGCGGCGCCUCCUACACUGCGAAGCAGAGUCUGCUGAGGCACCAGGCUCAGCACAGGACAGAUAAAGGAGCUCAGACAGAGGCGGGAGGGCAGAGAGACCAGGAUGAGCAGGAGUUAGCAGCUUCGGGCAGCAGUCACCCGAAGCCGGUUCGAGGCCGACCCAAGAAGAAACUGCUUCUCGGGGACCCAGAGGGGAGUGACCGAGGUGACGCACAGCAGGGAGGAGAACAGGAMAAACACGAGGAGAAGUUGAAAAAUGCUGAAACGGUGUCUGGAGGAGCAGAAGAGGCUCCGGGCGACGUCCAGCACUCCGUAGUUUACGUUCACACAGACGACCUGUCUGUACCAGCCUCCACACCUCUGCUGCUCGCAGCCGAUUGCUCCCUCCCUGCAGGGGCAGAGCCGGAGCUGGUGGAGGUGCUGAUAUCAGAUGGCGUGGAGCAGUGCAUUGUGGUCCGUGGGCAGCAGGCAGUGGGGGAGCUGCUGAUCCUGCAGGAGGAGGAUGAUAGUGGACUCUGCACUGUGGCUCAGACUGUUGAGAUAAACACAGUGUGACCUGAAACCACAGGACAUUCUGAUCAUCACUUCCAGCACAUGAGGUUUCUUUGCUUAGAUUCAUUUAUA
Molecule: messenger RNA, 2343 nt
Organism: Austrofundulus limnaeus
Lineage: Eukaryota; Metazoa; Chordata; Actinopteri; Cyprinodontiformes; Rivulidae
Gene: znf408
Product: zinc finger protein 408
Biological process (GO): regulation of transcription by RNA polymerase II
Cellular component (GO): nucleus
Molecular function (GO): RNA polymerase II transcription regulatory region sequence-specific DNA binding; DNA-binding transcription factor activity, RNA polymerase II-specific
Source: RefSeq, a predicted model, not a curated record